Molecule: messenger RNA, 6217 nt
Organism: Pungitius pungitius (ninespine stickleback)
Lineage: Eukaryota; Metazoa; Chordata; Actinopteri; Perciformes; Gasterosteidae
Gene: bcorl1
Product: BCL6 corepressor-like 1
Exons: 12
Coding region: 554-5017 (1487 amino acids)
Biological process (GO): negative regulation of transcription by RNA polymerase II
Cellular component (GO): nucleus
Molecular function (GO): transcription corepressor activity; protein binding
Source: RefSeq, a predicted model, not a curated record
ACCCCCCCCCCCCCACCUCGGACUUUUAGAACCGAAAACCGUCGACAUUAGUGAGCAGCCGCGGACGGCGGCGGCGAAAGGCAUUGGACCCGGCCGUAUCCGAGUCGCGCGUGCGUGCCCGUUCACGUGCCAUCUGUGCGAGCGGGUUCGUAACUGUUUUGUGUGCCACUAGACAUCUUUUCGGUCCUCGCCCGGGCGAUUAGCUUGGGAAUUAUUCAAUAUUUCGGCGUACGGAGAGAGAGGACUCGGUGAAUGCCCUUUCAGCGGCGAAGCGGCUCAGUCCGUCCACCCGCGAGAAACAAAAAAAAAAUAACAGAAAAAAAGAAAGGGUGGCCGACGGGAGACCGGAGCCCUUCUGAUCGGGUCGGCGCGGGGAUUCGAUAACAGCAGCGCGACGGCUUCGCGGAGACUCCGCUGCGCAGGGAGCCCCCCCCUCCUCCUCCCCUCCCGGAGAAACCGAGGCUUCCCGUGGUGCCUCUCACCGUAUUUCAAGGAAAGAUCUCACCCGACUGACUCAGCUACCCCUGAGGCAUGUUGUGUUAAAGAAACACCUAUGCAGGUGGAUCUUACACUAAUGAAUGUAGGGGAUGGAGGCACGGUGAGCAGACAGAUCAGUGCUCCAAUUAAAGCGUCUGCUAGUAUGGUGGGAAAUCCCCCCCAGACGCUACCCUCUGAGUUUAGAGGAGACGUUACCCUCAGUCAGCAAAACAAGACCGCACCAACAACAGACUGUAAGACAGCGAAAGCCUGCCUGGACACUAGCAAUUACAACCACAGCCCCGAGCUGUCUCCACCUCAGCAGCCCCACAAUGCACCGACGUCCGGCUCCGAGAGGAGGGCGGACAAAAGGUCGGAGGCCCCCAAGCCCGGGCCGGACGGCGGCGCGGCCCUCCCCUCCCCCCGGCGGUCGAGUGGCGACAAAGUCAGCCGGGAGGACCCGCUCGGCCCCGGGCGCGGCGUCUUGACACCCGGUAAGAGAUCGCACCCGCCGACGCAACCUGCGCAGAGCGCGCCGCCCGGGUUUCAGUGCGCCGCCAAGUUCAAACCGGCCCAGCCUGUCGCCUUCCUCGCGGCCGCAAACUUUCCCCCGCCGCUGUGUAAAAUCACGCCAGCAGCGGGUCAGAUCGGAGCAUUUCGAGAGGCCGCGGCGGGUCAGAUUCAGGCCCAGGGCUCGGGCGUCGGGGGGACACCUCUCGUGCGGACCUACCCCUACCCCUUCUCGGUGGGCAGGACCCCGGCCGCGGAGAAAAAAGCCGGCGCGUCGUUGCCGCCGAAGCUCAAAUCCAACCAUUCGUCUAAUAAGCAUUCUAAAUGCGCGGGAGAGGAUGUAUCUUUAGCCUCAGUGGUGGCCUCGCCGGCUGUUGCCCUACCGUUGCAGCACCCUUCGUUAACUCCCGCGGCACCCUCCCGCUACACGCUGUCUCCCACCGCCGCCAUUUGCUGUGGCGCCGCGCUGGCCGGCAUCGCCUCUCAGAGCCGCCGGCUGAACCACGCGGAGAAGAGCAGCAGCCUCGACAAGACGGCCGGGGGCUCGCCUAAAACCACCCCCGCCUCCGCUUCGGACGACAAUGCGCCGCGUCCCGUCGAACCGAGAGACGUGCCUCUCGAUCUGUCCGCUAAAUCCAAACGGCCGAAGUGCACAGAUGACCCUCUGGUUGCAACGAGCGAGCCUCACAGUAGCGAGCCGAAUCCGAGAGAUUUUCUGAACUCAAAGAGGGCUCACUCCGCAACGUACGGCUCGGGGGCACAGUACCCCGUCUUACCAAACACCCACAGAAAUGGAACCCAUCACAAGCAGUCAAAUCGGCCUCAGAAUCACCAGCUCCAAGAGCCCAAACCAGCGUGGGGUAAGGGAGCUCCUCAAGACCCCAUAAAAACCAUCCCUGGAACAUAUGUUGGUGUGGCCAGCCCAAUACUGGCUUCCACUCUGCGGGGCAAGGACGGAAAAGGGACGUUUGUGGAUGAAUUUCAGAGUUUCGCCAAGCAGGAGUUUAUAUCUAUAAUUGACCAAGGGGAGCACCUGGCAUCCGGAGGAAAGAAGCCAUCCUGUGUGACGAAGGGCAACCAGCAUGCUCACAGUGUCAAGCAUGUGAGAAACACCAGCGCAGCCAUAACCAAGGACUGUCCCUCUAAAGGAGCCCUGUCGAGCUCCGCCCGGGCUCAGGCCCACCAGAAACCCGGCGCCGGCAAAACGGCGGCGCCGUGCUCUCCCGCCGUGGUCGGCGUGGCCUGGCAGAAGCCCCCGAGCGCGCUGAACCCGGCCUCGCCCCCUCAGAGGAAAAUCCCACAGGGGCCUCCGAAGACGAAGGCCCGGAGUCCCCACCGCAGCCCGUCCAGCCCUGAGGAGGAUAAGCGGGAGAGGGCGAAGUGUCCCCUGUCCAACCUGGCGUCCAUCGUCAAGCAGCAAGCGCUCAACGCUACGGCGCACGCGGGCGAGGGCGAGACCCGGGCGUCGAGAAAAGCCGACGUUCCGAACCCCGACCCGCUCUCUCCGAGCCACGACGCGCGGGCCAAGCAGACCUCAGCUUUCGAGUCCCCGGCCUACUGGUCUUUGGAGAAAUGGGCUGGCCUGCCAUCUCGGGCGGAUUCCACUCCGGCCAAGAAGACGCUGGAGAGGGCGAACGAGCCCGCGGAGAAUAGCGCAGAGUUAAACCCCAGCCGGGGGGACGCGGCGGGAGAGCCGGCGAAGCAGAGCUUCCCAAAGCCCGCUGGCCGUCUCUUUGGCAGAGCGUCCACGAAUGGGAGCAGGCUGGAGAGCAAACUAGCCCAGGUGCUGGAGGGGGAGGUGCUGAGGCGGGAAAUCGCGGCGUGCGACGGCCCUCCGGGCGACAAGCCGCUCGCGUCCAUCCUCGCCGGCCUGUGCGCGACGGCGGGCGACGGGUUUGAGCAGAAAACCAACGGAACCAAAGAGGAGCCGCCAACCAAAGCCAAAGCCGCUGGCGUCAGGCCGAAGAAGAGCAGCCCGAAGAAGCCGGCGAAGGAGAAGUCGCCGCCGGACUCGUCGAAGAAGGCUGCGGGGAAGAAAAGGCCAGACGUAGAAAGAACUCCAACCAAAGGGUCUUGUCAAAAGAAGCAGAAGAAACAAUGUGCACCGGUUCAGGAGCAGAGUCUAUCAGCGGGGGCUCUUUCUCCACCGAGCAAAGGGCCGACUCCGAGGGAGCAAGCAGCCGCCGACAAAUCCGAUAGCGGCGGCGGUGCUCCCGGACCCGUCGACGGCGCCGCCGUGGCCGGCAAAGAGGCCGACACCACGGGGAGCUUCACCCCGAGGCUGAGGCGAGGACGGCGGCGAGCCGACGAGGCCCGGCUCGACCUGUGGGGCUUCGCGACGCCCUCCCCUCCGCCGCCGCCCCCGGUGUCCCCGUCACCCCCCGCGGUUCCCGCCCAGCCCACCCGCCGCCCGAGGGGAAGGCCCCGCUCGACUCCUCUGCCGGAGCGGGCGGCUCAGGGGAAGGGCAAGGCGGCCGGGGCGGGGGGCGAAGCGGCGCCGGCCCCGAAGAAACGCCGGCGGUGCCGUAGCAAAAAGUACCAGACCGGGGACUACAUCACGGAGAGGGACAAGCUGGAGGAGGCCGGCUCCCUGAGACGGGACAGCGGCGUCCCAGCAGGUCCACAGGCGCACCCGUGUCCGAGUCCCACCGCCUGCAGCCCUGAGCCUCCUCCCCGGAGACCCUCGUUCACUCGCUCCGGGUCGCUCCGCUACCAGGAGAGCGAGGUGUCCCCGGAGAGCAGUGACAAGCCUCCGGGGAAAAGGAAGUUCAAAAGCAAGCACUUAAGUGACAGCGAGGAGCAGAAGACUAAGACCAAACGCAGCGGCUUGGGCAAGCGCGCUGCCUCCCUCACGCCGGAUAACGAAGGGGCUGAUGUAAAAAGGACAGAAAGCCUCCCGCCCGCUCCGAAAGGCUCGCCAUCAUCUCCCCCCAGUAAGAGAGGCCCGACGGGGAGAAUUGGCGGCUGUGAGUCUCCGCCCAAAAAGCCCGUUCCUCCGGAGGUCCGGCGGCUCAUCGUCAACAAAAACGCCGGGGAGACCCUGCUGCAGCGCGCGGCGCGCCUGGGCUAUCAGGACGUCGUCCAGUAUUGUCUGGAAAAGGACGUCGGGGAGGUCAACCGGCGCGAUAACGCCGGCUACACGGCUCUGCACGAGGCGUCCUCCCGAGGCUGGACUCAGAUCGUCCAGAUGCUGCUGAAGCACGCCGCCGACGUCAACUGCAGCGCCCAGGAUGGGACACGGCCCCUUCACGACGCGGUAGCGAGCGAUAACCUACCGAUCGUCUGGUUGCUUCUGAACCACGGCGCCGACCCGACGCUGGCCACCUACUCCGGUCACACCCCGGUCAAGCUGGCGCACAGCCCGAGCAUGAAGACCUUCCUCACAGAAUAUUUCACAGACCUGGAAGCCCGCAAAGAACAAGAUCAGGGCUCGCCCUGGGAUUUCUACAGCAGCUCCCUCUUUGAAACGGACCAGGAGCCGUGCUGGGACUUCCUGCUGUCGGAGCAGAACCAGGAGCUGCAGGAGGAUGCAGCGGGAAAGACCGAGCCGGACUCGGACAAAGACUGUCUCCUGUUCGAGUUCUCCUCGGAGCCUCUCUUACCCUGCUAUCACGUUCAGGUGUCGUUAACCCAGGGCUUUUGCAACUGGUUCCUCCUGACGGACGUCCUUAAGCGUCUGAAGAUGUCGGCACGGAUCUUCCGUGCGCGUUACCCAAACUUGGAGGUGGUGAGUCUGUCGCGUGUUGAGCUCUCGAGGCAGGCGUCAAUCAGCCAGGUGAGCUCCACGUUGGCUUCCCUGUACAAAGGUAAAAAUAAGGAGGAGGAGGAAGAGAAGGAGGAGGAGGAAGAGGAGGAGGAAGAAGAAGACGACGACAACGAGGCAGGGAUUGUGGAAAUGGUGCGAUGCGUACCCGAGCUCCAGAGACUACUGGGAUCCUCCAUUGACAUCCUGCAAGAUGAGGAUGAGGAGGAGGAGGAGGAGGAAGAGAGAGCGACACUGACACACGCAGGGAAGCCGCGCAGCCGGUAGCCUCUGCGUCACCAUGCAAACUGUUGUCAACCCAAGUCCUUUCCUGCAAGCAGCAGCUCAAAGGAAACCUCUCCGUCCAGGGAAACGAGGCUCCAGAGACACAAAUGGCGCUCCACCUAUAACCUUUGACCUCAGACAGAAGGUGAUUAAGUGAUCACAAGGACCUGCACACGGGAGUGUUGGGUGCUGUAAAGCAGCUUUCAGGUUCCUAUCCAUAGGUAUAUUUGAAUACACGAGCAGACCUUUUGUAAUGAUUAUGUAUGUACAUGGUAGUGUAUAUGUGUAUAUCUUGCCAUCAGGGUUAAAAAAAACAACACAUUUGGUGAUAUAAAAGUAUUCUUGUGGCAAAAGGACAAAUGAUGUCUAGGACUUCUUGUUUGAGUUUGUUCCCGAGAGAGAGCGGUACUUUUCUAUCUUGGGGAACUCUAGCGUACAAGUCAGGGAGGCCACUGGGCCGGAUGGUUCCGGCUCCGUGGACCCGCGGAGAAGAGAACACGACACGUAAUAUUCAGACGUAAACACAGCUUCAUUUACUGUUUCUUUUUUUUUUUUCUUUUUUUUUUUUUGUUACUCCUCCGUUCCGUUUUUUCCACUUAACCCGUUACCUUGUGGACCUAGCAGCUUCACCAUGUUUCCUUUUUCCCGACGCAUUUCACAGAGUGGGCCGGGGGGCGGCGCGCUAAAUAUGAAACGCCCUCGUUUUGGACCUGGAGGUCGAGAGUUUGUUUACAGAGCCGGACAGAUGUUCUCCACUCCUCCUGAACUGAAACAGAAUAAUGUGGAUCUCUCUCUCUCUCGCUCUCUCUCUCUCUCUCUCGCCCCCGUGUCCGAGGAGGCGAGACGCCCCCGUGACUGCAGCCACGUCCCUAUAUGAGAUCCCAGAGUGCUUUGUGUUGCAAUGUUUUUAUUUACACUGUUUGUUGUGCUUAAUUUAAUAGUCAUUAAUAUAUUUGACCUCUUUGUGUAUCUGACAAGCCUAUCUAUGAGAAAAAAUUGCUUUGUAUGGUUGGUGCUUCAUUUUGAAAUGUACUUAUUAGGAUCCCUUUAUUCUGACAUUUUCCUCCUUCAUUCAAAAACAGUAUUUCAAAAAAAGAAGCUAAAGUACAGUUUUAUUGUACCGGUGCUAAGACAGAUUUUGUGUUGACAAUCAAUGAUGUUUUUGUUUGAAGUCAUGAACUAAUAAAAGAUGUUUAAGAUGAA